Cucurbita moschata (crookneck pumpkin) is the source of this 1257-nucleotide messenger RNA. RefSeq names its product myb-related protein 306-like. The coding region runs from base 312 to 1229 and encodes 305 amino acids. Gene Ontology annotation, biological process: response to auxin. The record is from RefSeq and is a predicted model, not a curated record. The transcript is spliced from 3 exons. Lineage: Eukaryota; Viridiplantae; Streptophyta; Magnoliopsida; Cucurbitales; Cucurbitaceae.
CGAUGCAGCGAGGAAGAUGACAUUGAAUGCGACGCGGUUUGGGGAGGCGGAGAGGCGGCAUUGGGUUUAUAGCCACACCCACAGCCUUGACUUUUUUAUGUCUCUCCUCCACCUCUGCUUUGUAUUAUUAUACAACUUAAAUGCUGCCCCCUCUUCCCUUUGACUCUUUCUUUUUUUCUAUCCCUUUCUUCUCUGUGAGCUUAAUUUGUCAGCGUCCCCAAAUUUUAUCUAUUUAUACACCCCACCCAACUCCCCAUUUCCCCAUAUUUCUCUGCUUUUUCUACUAACUACAACACAAGCCUUCACUUCAAAUGGGUCGCCCUCCUUGCUGUGACAAACAAGGUGUCAAGAAAGGCCCUUGGACUCCUGAGGAAGACAUUGUUUUGGUGUCUUACAUUCAACGACAUGGCCCUGCCAAUUGGAGGGCUGUUCCUGCCAACACUGGGCUGCUUAGAUGCAGCAAGAGUUGCAGGCUGAGAUGGACCAAUUACCUGAGGCCUGGCAUCAAGAGGGGUAAUUUCACUCACCAUGAAGAGAAAAUGAUUGUUCAUCUUCAAGCCCUUCUUGGCAACAGAUGGGCGGCCAUAGCUUCAUACCUUCCACAAAGAACAGACAACGACAUUAAAAACCACUGGAACACUCAUCUCAAGAAGAGCCUCAACAACACCAACCAUUACCCAUCUCCGACCACCCAUCUCUCCGGCGAUGCCCUUUUCACCUCUAGAGGCCAAUGGGAGAGACGCCUCCAAACCGACAUUCAAAUGGCCAAACAAGCCCUCUCCGACGCCCUCUCGCCCGAAACCUCCAAACCCCCACCGCCUCCUCUGCCGAUGGCAGAGUCCCAAACACCCAAUCGCCAAAUUCCGACAUAUGCUUCCAGCGCCGACAACAUCGCACGGUGGCUCGAAGAAUGGAACAAAAACCCACCGACGAACAGUUCUUGCCGGUCCAGCUCACCGCCGGUGGUGGAUUCCGGCGGUGAAAAAGUUAGUGGGGCGGGUUCAUCGGAAUCGAUGGAUACAUUUCUGGGUUUUGAUUAUUUUGAAUCGUCAAAUUCGGAGGUGUCGCCAGAAACGAGCGUUUUUCAAGGGGAAAGUGAAAUGGAUGAAAGUGAAGGAUUGUUGGCAAUGGAAUUGCUCGAGGAAUGGCUUCAUGGAGAUGCUAAAGAUUAUUACUUCACGGAUAUAACAGUAGAUGAAAAGUUAAUAAAGUAUGAUAAUGUUUUAUGAAAUUACAAAUAAAUAUGGCCAUAUAUUU